Gekko japonicus is the source of this 3274-nucleotide messenger RNA. It is a transcript of the gene PLBD2, whose product is annotated as phospholipase B domain containing 2. Gene Ontology annotation, cellular component: extracellular region. The coding region runs from base 38 to 1729 and encodes 563 amino acids. The record is from RefSeq and is a predicted model, not a curated record. Gene Ontology annotation, molecular function: glycerophospholipase activity. Lineage: Eukaryota; Metazoa; Chordata; Lepidosauria; Squamata; Gekkonidae. The transcript is spliced from 12 exons. Gene Ontology annotation, biological process: phospholipid catabolic process.
AGUCCGGGGCUGGACCUCCUGGCGCCUUCUCUCUCCCAUGGCGGCGCCCCUGAUCCCGUGGCUGCUGCUGCUUACCUUGCCGGGCCUCUUGCAGGCCGGCCUUCCCCCACCCUUCCCCCGAGCCGGCUCGGAGCCCAGCCAGAGCUGUUCGGUGGUGCUGGACCCAGUAUCCGGGCAGCCCAAGGUCGCAAGCGGCUGGGAUCCCGAAGCGGUCGCCUGGGCCAACCUCACCGACAGCAUUCGGAGCAACGGAUGGGCCUUCUUGGAGCUGGCCACCAAUGAGAAGUAUAAUGACAGCCUCCAGGCCUAUGCCGCAGGGCUGGCUGAAGCGGCAGUGUCUGAGCAGCUCAUCUACAUGCACUGGAUGAACACCAUGGUGGGCUACUGUGGCCCCUUCAAGUACCAAACGGACUACUGUGAGAAGCUGAAGAGCUAUAUUGAAACUAACCUGGCCUGGAUGGAGCAAGAGAUGGAGACCCAGCAAGAUUCUGCGUACUGGCAUCAGGUUCGCCUUGCCUUGCUUCAGUUGAAGGGCCUUGAGGAUGGUUACAAUGGACGUGUAGCCUUCCCUUCUGGCAAGUUCUCCAUCACCCCCUUUGGCUUUCUCUUGUUCCAGCUGGGGGGCGAUUUGGAAGACCUGGAAGCGGCCUUCAAUAAAUCGGACAGCCAGCGUGUCCUUGGCUCUGGUUCCUGCUCGGCCUUGAUCAAGCUGUUGCCUGGCAACCAGGACCUCCUAGUCUCCCAUGACACGUGGAACACCUACCAGUCUAUGCUACGCAUCAUCAAGAAGUACACCUUGCUAUUCCGGACUUCUGCUCAGAGUGACACCGUGAUUCCUGGCUACACCCAGGCUUUCUCCUCAUAUCCAGGCACCAUUUUCUCGGGAGAUGACUUCUACAUCUUGAGUAGUGGCUUGGUGGCUCUGGAAACCACAAUUGGGAACAGCAACAGUGAUUUGUGGAAGUACAUCCAGCCCAAGGACAGUGUUCUGGAAUGGCUACGCAACAUAGUGGCCAAUCGGCUGGCCACGAGUGGAGCAGAGUGGGCGCUUCUCUUCAAGCAGUUCAACAGCGGCACGUACAAUAACCAGUGGAUGAUUGUGGACUAUAAGUCUUUCAUCCCGGGCAAGUCCGGUCUCCAGAAGGGUGUGCUGACGGUCCUGGAGCAGAUUCCCGGGAUGAUGGUUGUGGACGACAAGACCCAGGAGCUGUAUCAGCAGGGUUACUGGGCAAGCUACAAUGUGCCGUACUUUAAAGAGAUCUUCAAUGCCAGCGGCCUUCCUGGGCUGGUGAAGAAGUAUGGCGACUGGUUCACCUAUGACAAAAACCCCAGAGCCCAGAUAUUCCGGCGCAACCAGACUCUCGUUAGGGACAUGGGCUCUAUGAUUCGACUCAUGCGAUUCAACAAUUUCCCAAAGGAUCCGCUGUCUUGGUGCCAAGAGUGCAGCCCGCAACAAAAUGGGGAGAAUUCGAUUGCUGCCCGCUCGGAUCUCAACCCUGCCAACGGCACAUAUCCCUUUGGGGCCUUGCGCCAGAGACCACAUGGAGGCACUGACAUGAAGGUCACUUCCUUUAAGAUGGCCAAAAACUACAACUUCAUCGCCACCAGUGGGCCUACCUGGGAUGACCUCCCUCCGUUCGAGUGGAGCACCUCCCCUUUUGUCAAUCUGCUGCACAUGGGCCAUCCUGACCAGUGGAAAUUCUCUCCCAUCCAAGUCUGCUGGGGCUGAUGCCCUGCAGGGGGUUGGACUUUGCUCAUCACGCCGGGCUCUAUGAGUGUGUGAUCCCAGCUGUUGCAGUGUAGUGGAGACGUGGAUGUUGCAUCUUUGGCUGGCUCUCACUGAAGGAAUAACAGAUGCAUUGUUUUUUAUUUUGAAAGGGUGAGAGCAUUUGAGAAUGAUGGGAUGUAAUUAGAGUUCUAUGUGUGCUGCAGUCACAGAAGAAUACAGUGGGAGAAAUGCAGAAUGUGGUUUGUGGGUGCAGAAUACAGCUACCUGAGAAUGUCAGCUUUUUUUUUUUUUUUAAGGACAAGUUUGUGGCCCUUUCUAACUGCAAAUACAUGCUUGCAAAUUUGUGGGCAAAUGCUUGCUAAAAUCUCAGAAGCCAGAGAGGUGGCUGAAUCAGAUUUCCAGGGGGAAUGGCUACAUCGCCCUGUGAUAGCUCUUCUUUUCCCCCCAUUUCUACCAAAAUCUGAGCAGACACCUGGGUAGAAUUACACUCUUGUAAAACCUUUGAAAUCAAUGGGCAUAGAAAGCUGUAACUUCUUAAGGACUGUACUGCAGAUUAUGCAGAAUGAGAGGAAUCCUGCAAGUUAGAAUAACCUGUGCUGAUCACUGAAUUCAGCUUUGCUCAGUGCAGAAUUUUGGAGUUACUUUCUCUGCUCUUACGACUACAGUCUUGAGCAUUAACAAUUCAGCAUAACAACAACAGAACAAUAAUUGGGUACACCUAUAACAGGUAAAAAACCAUCAAAUUAUCUGGAUCUAACUAUCUGUUGGAUUUAAUUACAUAAGAAAAUAAUUUCACAACAGCCAGAGUAGUACUGUGAUAAUUUCUGGGCAAGAGAGUCUGUAGCUUAUGGUGGGUAGAGGAACUGGCCAGGUCCUUUAGGAAGGGAGAAACAAACUUGGUUCUAUACCUAUGAAAUUUUGGAAAGGCCAAUAAGCCAUGUAACAAAGUUCCAAGCUUCCCUGUUUCACAGUUGCAGAAUUUUGAUAUUACUUCAUCUGCAUCUGGGACAUUAAAAAAAAAUUGUCAUCGAGAGCGAUAUUUUUGUUUCCUUUCUCCUCCCAGAUAGAGACAGGACUGUGCUUUCUGUCUUUGCUUUUCCUCUGUUUGGGUCUGCUGCUGUUCCUGAAUCCAUGAAGCUCCAGCAAUAUCCCUGGAAGUGGCAUGCAUUUAAGUUUUUAAACCAGUUUUGUGCUGGAGGAACUUCUUGCCCCAGAAGGGGUCUGCUUUCUUGUUGCAACUCCUGUAAUUGUGUUGUAGUAAGAUGUUCAGCUCACAAGAAGCCUUGAGGGGGGGAAAUACACAGCAUUGCAUUUUAGAGAUUUCAAGCUAGGGGAUUUUCUCUUGAAAGUGAUUUACCAAAGAUCUGAUUCCACGUGUGCUGCAAACUGAAACUAGUUCUAAGUUGACUUAACUGUUGUGACUUGGAAUGAAUACCGCACACAUGGGUAUCAGACUCAGCAGAGUUCUGAUGAAAAGAAGCACAAGAGUUAAACCAUUUUCUACUGCAGACUUAUUCCUAAUUUCCUCCAUUUGGUUCUACCUGA